AUGGCACGUUGUCUUAUCAAUGUUCGUAACAAUCGUUAUCUACCAAAAGCACUCGCUUCGACUGCACAAGAUUUUGAAACAGAUCAUUUCGUCUACAACCAUGAAACGAACUCAAUCGAUUGUAAACUUCUUUCCAACAAUAUUUAUCAUCGUUUCUUUCAACAUGUAUAUCCUGAUACCAUUCUCGAACAUGAACUUACUAACGAUAUGCUAGAUGUGAUCAAAUCGUACACGAACAGUCGAACAAAUGAUUGUUAUAUGAAAACCAAUCUGAAUUUACUCAGUGCUCAUUUUGACGAUAUCGAUUGGAUUUAUGUCAAUAAACUUCGCUCGUUGAUUCGUGCGUUAGUGCAAACAAAUAUUAAACCAAUCUAUUAUCGUGGUUUACAACUAAGUGACACUGAAAUUCGAUAUUAUAUUGAACGAAAAGGAAGUUAUUACUACACAAACUCGUUCUUAUCAUUUACAAUCGAUCGAUUGCUAGUGUAUGAUGGAAAUGCAGUUUUAAUAUUGAAUACAGAAAGGUCGAGUGAAAAGGCGAAGCACAAUCUCGCGAACAUUUGGAAGUGGAGUAGUUACAGCGAAGAAAAGGAAGCGUUAUUGUGUGUGGGAACAAAGUUACGAAUCAUAUGUGUGCAUUAUUAUGGAUGUCGAUGGGAAAUUGAAGUGGAGUUAAUAGAAGAUAGCGAAGAUUGA
Messenger RNA from Adineta ricciae, 696 nucleotides. The record is from the annotation of a GenBank genome assembly. Lineage: Eukaryota; Metazoa; Rotifera; Eurotatoria; Adinetida; Adinetidae.